Messenger RNA from Aedes albopictus (Asian tiger mosquito), 1757 nucleotides. RefSeq names its product probable RNA polymerase II nuclear localization protein SLC7A6OS (gene fs(2)ltoPP43). The transcript has 3 exons. Bases 297 to 1436 code for a protein of 379 amino acids. The record is from RefSeq and is a predicted model, not a curated record. Gene Ontology annotation, biological process: developmental process. NCBI's taxonomy places the organism in Eukaryota, Metazoa, Arthropoda, Insecta, Diptera, Culicidae.
GUCAAAAUCGCGCGAAACAAAACAAAAAAUCAGUGAGCAGGUUUGUUGUGCUGAGCAGCAAAGGGAUUUUUAUCAGCUUUGCUCGGUAAAAUUUAAGUUUAAAGUUGGAUAAAUUCAAUAAAAUAAAGUUAGGAAGACUACAAAGUGUAUAGACUAUACAAUCCCAAAAGUGUUUCGUCGGUGGUUCUGGAUCGUCCCAAUCUACUGACGCACCCCAUGGUCUUGGAUGUGAUCUAACCUCAUUCGUAUAAACAAAAGACCGAGAUUCCUGGAACUAGACUGUUAUCGUUAGAAUCAUGGCAGCUGUAAUCCGACUGAAGAGGCGAGUGGACGAAGACCCGCUGGAUGCUUUUGUGUUGAACUGUAAGCGACAGCGGACUGAGUUGCCGGACCCCAAUCGAAAUGCUGCUGAUCCGGAACCCACCGGAGAAACUUCGACAGUUUUGAAAUUCGCCGGAACAUUUACAAAGUCGGAUAACAUCUCCUCGCACCUUCGGCUCUCGAAGGACGAAGCCAAGGAGGCCAUUUCCCGGGUGCAUCGACCGAAAAAUGCCGUCCGGAAUCGAGAGGCCUCGCGGCAAAAGGCACAAAACAGCCGCUUCCGGAUCGUCAACUGCACCCGAUCACUCGGCGAGGUGGACGGAGUCGAGGGGGCGACCAUCGUGGACGUGGAGAGGGACAUCGUUGCUGCGGCAGCGGUUGCAGGACCUUCGAAAAAUGCCGCCGAGGAAAGCAGUUCGACGAAUGGUGUGGAGCAGAAGCGACCGGAGGAUGUGCCAGCGGCGGAACAGGACUACGUGUACGAUCUGUACGUUGCGGACGAAGCCCAACAGCAGUUGCACAUCCCGUACAUACCGGACAAUCUGGACGACAUCAGUGUUGCCAUUUACGACGACCCGCUCUACUCGAGCCAUCGCGGGCUGGGCGACCGGUCGGACGAUUCGGCGGGCGAAGAAUCGGAAGAUUCCAACGACGAAAACAACUGGCGCAAUGAUUAUCCGGACGAAGACGAGGACGUUUUCGGGGACUGCCAAAGUGUGGACGAGGACGACAUGCGUCGGGCCGUGGAAGAGCUGGAUCUCGAGGGAGACCGCGAGCUCUCGUCCGACGAAGAGGAAGAUUAUGGCGAGAGAGCGGAUGGCAACAGUGGAUUCGCCUACCCGGUGAACGACGACGUGCACGAUAAUUUGGAUGAUGAUGAUGGUGACGAUGACGAGUACCGCGAUGCCGAUGACGACGGCGUAAAUGUGAAUGAUGUCAAUCGGUUUGGAACGGCUUACGCGCGGUACAAGGCUCGAAUAAUGAAGCAGUUUGAGAAGAAGCAGCGCGGGUCGGAUUCGGAGGAAUAUGAAUCGGAGAUUGAUGGCAGCGAUGACUGCAGGUCGUCGUCGUCGACACGUGGGAGUGAUAGUGAUGAUUUUGAUUUGUAUGAUUAAAAUGCUUGUUUAAGUAUAAUAAAGUAUUCUAUUCCAUUUUCUAAUUAAUAACUAACUUCAUGCUUUAUGAAGAGGCUGAUGAUGACAGUUCCAUGCUAGACCAUCGUGUUCCUACAUUGCUCGUAAGUAGGAGGACGUUGGUUCGAAUCUCAAUUCAGCUCAAUUGCCUUGACUGGUUUCCUGUUUGGAUGCUCAUCACAUUGCGUCUAAACUUUAGAAGCUUCAAGGUAGAUCAAUUCACCACAUUCCAUUCGUAACAGAUGUGUCUUUCCCGCAAGGAGGCACCAUAUCACUUACGAUUCCGACAGUGGAGAACAUUUU